This is a messenger RNA of Capsicum annuum, 4609 nucleotides long. RefSeq names its product probable polyamine oxidase 5. Bases 2649 to 4304 code for a protein of 551 amino acids. The transcript has a single exon. The record is from RefSeq and is a predicted model, not a curated record. Gene Ontology annotation, molecular function: polyamine oxidase activity. Lineage: Eukaryota; Viridiplantae; Streptophyta; Magnoliopsida; Solanales; Solanaceae.
CAAAUCAUGUAAUACAAAUUCAUAAACUACUGUCACAAGUUAUCAGAAAAAUGGAAAGAUAUGAAAAAGAUUUUCUUCGGGGAACUACAGAGUCCCACAAAAAAAUAAACCUAGUUAAAUGGUCUAUUAUAACAAUGCCUUAAAACACUGGGGGCCUUGGAAUACAAAGUAUAACGAAAAAGAACAACGCAUUGUUAGCUUCUACAACAUGACGAUUAUUUCAUGACCAAAACUCUAUUUAGACAUCUUUACUAAGGAAUAAAUACUUGCGAGCUUCUCCAUCCUCAGUCGUCACUUCUUCUACCUGGAAAAGCUUGCAAAUUGGUUGGAAACUUUAUCAAAAGGAUUAAUAUGGAAACCUGCUAAUGGUAGAUGCAUAAAUUUCUGGAAUCAACCUUGGAUAAAGCCUGGCAUUACCUUGAGAUCCCUUAUACAUGGACCCUUGACUCGGCUUGAAGAUUCCAAACACGUUUUUGAUUAUAGACCAAAUAACUUUGAAAUCUGUUCAAUAUUCCCUUUGACCUUCCCCAAUCCAUAAUAACUCAAAUACAAUCAAUACAUUUUCCCAUAUUUUCUAGGAGUUAUAAUCGAAUUAGAUGGGGCCUUACCCCCAUAGGUAACUUUAUAGUACGCACUUGUUACAACCAAAUGGACAAAACAAAGAAAGAUGAUACAAAUCACUGAGACUUUACUUGGAUUUGGAAACUUAACAUUCUCCCCAAAAUCAAGCACUUUUUGUGGUUAUUAGUAUUAAAUAGACUCCCAACCUCUUCACAUCUACACCACAUAUCAUAUCGAUCAACAAUCAUCUAGCUGUAAACUUUGCCACAGUGAUGAACCAGAAACUAUUCCCCACUUGUUCUCUUCCUGUAGUGCACCUGGUCAAUUCUGGGAGAAUUUAAAUAUGAUCGCUGGCUUGCCAUUACAACCUCCCCCACAUGGCUCUCACACUUCCUUUACUAAUUUGCUAAGACAUAAUUCUUAACGACUUGAGCAAACCACAUCUGGGGUUCCAAUACAAGUUGUACUUCCUUAUAGCCUAUGGGUUAUAUGGACCCAUCGAAAAAGCUUUAUGUUCAGGAAUCACUGUUAUAGCAACCUAUGUCCAGCACUUGCUGUAAGUUUAGCUACUGAAUAUUGGUAUCUAGUUGGUGACUCGCACAACGACACUAACUCCUUUAACUUGUAUGUUAAAUGGAAUUCUCCUGUAGCGGUUUGUCUAAUGCUAAACACUGAUGCUACAUUCUUCUCGAAUCUUAACAUAGGGGGUUUGGGAGGAGUUUUUCGUACAAGCUCAGGGGAAUGGGUAUUGGGCUUCAUUGCACAUACUGCUAUCAAAGAUAUAAUGCAGCUUGAAAUUCAAGCUUUAUUUGUUGGUUUGCAGAUGGCUGUGGAGUAUAAUCUGAAACCCUUACAAAUAAAUGUCGACGCAGAGCACCUAACCACCAUGUUAAACAAUGUUGAAAAAGAUGCUAACAUCUCCUCUCUGUUAUGUGAUUGCUAGUACCUUCUUCACCUACUGGGUAGUCCAGGUUCAUAUCUAUAGAGAACAAAAUAGACUAGCUGAUAGCCUUCAAAAAGAGCCAUUUCUACUGCACAACCAUCCGUUUUAGCUACUACAAAUCCAGCCAUGGCUGCUACUACCUUUUGGUCUCCUCCCCAAGAUCUGAUGAACAUUUUGGAUGCCGAUAAAAGAGGAGAUUUUGUUAGUAGGAGUGUCAAGACUUUAGGAGUUUUACCGCCUAGUACAUCUGUAAAUAUCCCUACUAGUACUACGUUAUGUGAUAACUGAUGGUCUGUAAAUAUUGCACAAUGUGCAGAUACUAUAAAGGCAGCGGUGCCAAGCUCCUCUCUGUAGAGUUUUUGUUAUGAUUCUAAUAUAAUAUCCUAGUUGCCAAAAAAAAAAAAAAGAAAUAGGAUAACUAUUAUUAAUCGCAAAGUCAACAUAGAGUGGUGAAGUUGAUGAGUAUCUUUAUUACAAGGUUGAAAGAGAUUCAUGGGCUAGUUCUUCACUGAUUACUGAGGACCAUUUAAUGUGUUUCAGUUGGUGGGCCCUUGUUUACCUGAUUCACAUGUGAGGUUGGUGAAAGGCAUCAUCAACCUAUUAUUGGUGUUGGUAUUAAUAUACUCUGCUUAAACAACGAUUUGAUGUUUUUAGUAGGAACUCAAUAUAUAAAUAUGUGCACACAUGUUUGUGAUUAUUGAGGAGAUUGUGGGUUGUUGAAGCUUUCGUGUGACUUCGUGUUUGUGUUUUUUUUCCCUUUAUAUACAGACUCAGACAUGUAGACUAGAAGAUAUAUCGAGCACAAGUAGCAGAUGUGUUGAGACUAGUUAAAUUGGGGUGGCAUUAGUGUAUUGGCUACAUUAACUGUGGAGGCUAAGAAAAGUAGAGGCCUGUCUUUAUUAGAGAAAUAAACUAUGGGUGGAUAGAUGACUGUCUUUAUUAGAGAAAUAAACUAUGUAAAAGAAGGGGGAAGAAUGUGUAGUACCCUCCUUAUAUAUAUUUGAUUCUUGUUCAUUAAUUCCUAUAUAUCCCUCACAAAGUUGUUUACUCUUUCUUUCUUGUGAGUUCGAUCAUUUCUUGUGGCUAGAGAUACUUACUAAACAAGUAAGAGUGUUAGCAAGUUUCCAUAGAAAUAAUAGCUACAAUGGUGACCAAGAAACCAAAAGUUGUGAUAAUAGGUGCUGGAAUGGCAGGUCUUACAGCAGCUAACAAGCUCUACACAACUGCAGGCUCUAAAGAAUUGUUAGAGCUGUGUGUUGUGGAGGGUGGUAAUAGGAUUGGUGGAAGAAUUAAGACUUCAGAGUUUGUUGGGAGCAGGAUUGAGAUGGGUGCUACUUGGAUCCAUGGAAUUGGGGGUAGCCCUGUUUACAAGAUAGCUCAGGAGAUUAACUCACUGGAUUCAGACAAGCCUUGGGAGUGUAUGGAUGAGUUGUUGGAUGAGCCACUGACAAUAGCUGAAGGAGGUUAUGAGCUCAAUGCUUCCCUUGUUGAGCCCAUAUCAAACCUUUUCAAGAAUAUGAUGGAUUUUGCUCAAGGGAAAGCUAUUGAAGACGGUGUGUGUAGUGAAUUUGUUGAGAGUUACAGAUCCUCCAAUGGCUGCAUAAGGAAUGGUGGCCUUGAAAAUCUUAGUGUUGGUUCUUUCCUAAGGAAAGGGCUUGAUGCUUUCUGGGGUUCGAUGAAAGGCCAAGAGGAAAGCCAAGGGUUCGAUAACUGGACCAGAAAAUCACUGGAGGGAAGAAUUUUUGCGAUGCUUGAGAACACACAAAGGACUUACACAUCAGCUGGUGAUUUGCAGACUCUAGAUUUCAAUGCAGAAAGUGAGUAUCGUAUGUUUCCAGGGAAAGAGAUAACCAUUGCCAAAGGCUACUCCACUAUAGUUGAAUAUUUGGCAUCUGUUCUGCCAGCUAGUGUGAUUCAAUUAGGCCGAAAGGUCAUGCAAAUUGAAUGGCAGUCUGAUGACCACCAAUCACUGGAUAUUGAUGAAAAUGGUGACGUUACUAAACCAGUAAAGCUACAUUUUAAUGAUGGAUCAAUCAUGUAUGCUGAUCAUGUGAUUGUCACGGUGUCGCUUGGGGUCCUAAAGCAAGGGAUUGACGAUAAUUCUUGUAUGUUUAGCCCUCCACUUCCUAGAUUUAAGACUGAAGCAAUCUCAAGGCUUGGUUUUGGUGUUGUUAACAAGCUAUUCUUGCAACUAAGUCCAAACAGGGAUGAAGAUGGCACUGAUUCCAUGAGGUUUCCCUAUUUGCAGAUGGUCUUCCAUCAGUCAGGCUCAAAAUUAAGGCAUCCAAGAAUCCCCUGGUGGAUAAGGAGGACAGCUUCUUUAUUUCCCAUCUAUGGCACUUCAAACGUUCUAUUGUCAUGGUUUGCGGGCAAAGAGGCUCUUGAGCUUGAGUCACUUGGUGAUGAGGAGAUCACUGAUGGCUUCUCAACAAUGAUCUCCAAUUUACUAGAAAACUCAAAGCAUCUCAGCAAGUCCCAUGACUUGUGCAAUGGGCAUGCGGAAAGUUGCAUCAAAUUUGAUAAGGUUUUAAAGAGCCAAUGGGGUAGUGAUCCACUCUUCUUGGGGUCAUAUAGCUAUGUGGCUGUUGGAUCAAGUGGAGAUGAUUUGGAUACUAUGGCUGAGCCAUUGCCAAAAAGGAGCAAUAAUAGUUUUAAUUCAAAAGGUUCCCCUCCACUUCAAAUUCUGUUUGCAGGGGAAGCAACACAUAGAACCCAUUAUUCAACAACUCAUGGUGCUUACUUUAGUGGCCUAAGAGAAGCCAACAGGCUGCUUAAGCACUACUUCUUUAGUGAUAUAUGAAGAUGUUUGUUGCCAUAGAAACUAGGCAGGUUUUACUUACUUAUUGGCUUUUGUUUUAUAUUUUUGCAGUGAUCAUCAUCGCUUCCUCUUAUUUAUUUUCUAUAUUCGUUUGGAGAAAAAUGUUUGUUAUUAAUUCCUCUGUAUGAUGGGAGUUUGAGGGAGAAAAGGGAACUGUAAGAGAUUGGGAAGGAAAGUGAAAGGGAGGAGAAGGGGACAUAUCCUUGAUGUACUAAUGAAUGAAUUAAAGAAGCUUCUAUUCAAUGUGCUAUUGCUUUCUAUUUUAUUUGUUAAAGAGAUCCUUUCAA